AUGAGAUUAACUGCUCUCGCUGCUGUGGCAACAGCCUCGUUGGCGUCAGCCGUCACGGCGUCAGCCGCUGCUGGAGCCCUCCCGCGUGGACACCAGCGAAGGGCGAAGGAAGCUGGCAUUCAGGAGGUCGCCGCCUUGCCUCUCCUGAGUGGCGGCUGUGAGACCGAGUUCCACCCCGAUCACCCAGAUGUGGCUUGGGUAGAGCUCAUUCUCGGAAAUGCCAUUCAACGAGUGAACCUUACCAGCGGCGAGCAGAAGCGGUUUCAGCUCAAGAACCCAGUCGGUCUCCCAAGCGGAAUGGAAUUUCUCGCUGACGGGAAUCUUUGGUUCUCUGAGGUUGCAGGGAACAAUAUGGUCAAACUCGAUCCAUCCGACGGCAGCAUGACAGAGUAUCGCUUCCCCUGGACUGGCCUCACUCUGAUCGAUAAUUUACCUGUGGGCAUUCGUGUAACGAUCGAUGUUGGCGGGAACCGCGAUCGUGGAGCCUGGUUCACAGCCAUCGGCCUCAAUGCUAUUGGCCGCCUGGACCUCGACACUUAUGAGUACAGCCUGUUCGAACUGCCGCGCAUCCUCUCAGCGCCUCUGAUCAUCCGGCCAGGACCUGGCACUACCAUGACUUUCUCGGAGCUCCUUGGAAACAGAAUUGGCACCAUAGACGUCCAUACCAAGGAGAUCAAGGAAUAUGAGAUCCCAACACCUUUGUCACUGCCUCAGGGUGUCGCUGUCGAUCCGAACAACGAUGACGGCAUCAUCUGGUGGACGGGAACCGGCAGCGGAAACUUCGGCACCAUUGACACGAAAACUGGCGUGGUCACGGAGAUCUCUAUCGCACAGCUGCGCCUGACUGGGAAGUCUACCGUCGUCGGGGGUCCAAGCUUGGGCAGUUCAGCUUUAGUGCCUCUGCCAGGCCCAAUUCGUGUUGGCACCGACGGGAAGAUUUACUUCGUCAUGGGAAGCAUAGUCACAGUUGUUCCUGGAAAUCGUAUUGGUCAAUACGAUCCAAAGACGGGGCUACUGGUCGAGUAUGAGACGCCUACAAGUCUCUUCGGGCCUUGCGAUAUCAACAGCCAACAUCCUGGUACUAUGUACUUCUCUGGUUAUCUUGGUGACGCCAUCGGAAAGCUUGACUACAUGUGA
Thyridium curvatum is the source of this 1137-nucleotide messenger RNA. RefSeq lists its product as uncharacterized. The transcript has a single exon. Bases 1 to 1137 code for a protein of 378 amino acids. The record is from RefSeq and is a predicted model, not a curated record. Gene Ontology annotation, molecular function: protein binding. Lineage: Eukaryota; Fungi; Ascomycota; Sordariomycetes; Thyridiales; Thyridiaceae.